AUGCCCUUCGAUUUACUUCUAGAUCUUCUCCGUCUAGCGGGAAAAUGGAAGUACUUUAAUCUGAUUUUUUUUAUCGCUCAUGGCGUUCGACUAUAUGCCUCAGGUCCUGCCAUAAUCAAUGCGACUGACGAACGGGGCUUCAAUCUGAUUGCAACGGCAAUUUCGGUCAUUACUCCUGAAGUCCAUUCUAUCGGAGAUGUGGGUUGGUAUGAGAGCGAAAUUUUUAUUGCAUUCCAGUUGCCUAAAACCAUGAGUUUGUUCUCCAAAAAGGUUGCAUACUUGAGCUAUGUCGCUCUGUUUGAGGUCGGGAGACUUAUUUGUGCGCUCGCUCCAUCAUCACCAGUUCUCAUUGUUAGAAGGGCUAUUGCUGGCCUAGGAGCUUCUGGGAUCAUCCCUGGAGGGCCCACACUUGGAGGAGCACUCACUCAGCAUGUUAAAUGGCGUUGGUGUUCCUACAUUAAUCUUCCUAUAACCGAAUUCUCCGCCGUCGUGGAAGCAGCUCCGAUUCCUCCCCGACUGUUCCCAUCUAGCAGAAACACCGUCCUCAUCUGUACUUCUGCUUUCUUUGCGAAUGUAGACUUUCAGUGUAUUAUAUACUGGCUUCCAAUCUGGUUCCAGGCUGUUCUUGGGACCUCUCCAACCUCCAGUGGUGUCCGGAAAGUGGAAUCCUUUUCUUAUCCUCGUCAUCGCAACGGUAUCACUUGCUGGUGGGCUCUUGACAACUCUGCAUCCUCCUAUAUUCGAUGGUCAUCGGAUAGGGUUUCAGAUUUCAGGUGGCAUUGGGUACUUUCUAAUUGUCACCAUGGUCAGUCUCCAUUGCAUGUUGCCAUUGAUCAUAGAUGCUCAUUUUUUCCACAAGCCCAUCUCGGAGUACAGGCGUCCCAUCUGCCAGACCUUGUUCCUUUGGACGCAACUACCCUCCUCUUCGCUAUCUCCGCAAGCUGUGCCAUCGUCCUGGCUAUUGGGGAAGCGGUCUUUCAAACCCAGCUCAAGAAGGAGCUUGCUCACGUCGCUUGCUCUGCUGUUGUAAAUGUAGCAAUCUCCGCUGGGGCCUUGGGGUGGCGCUUCAUCGUUUUCUCUGCAGAGAUCUCUGUGGUCAUUUCCGCCUGCGGCACCAGUCCCAUCGUUUCUAUUGGUUUGUUAUAUGCGGUGGACAUCGACAAGAAAUGCGAGAGAGAAGGGAAGCAUGAUGUUAGUUUGGAAGCAAUAUACUGCCAGAUUACUUCUCAGCCAAUGCUCCGACGAACGAUAACGGCUCCUGAGAUAUGCUCUAGAGGUGACCUCGAAGUAAGUUUAUCGGCAGCCAUCAACGGUUCUGUGAGCAAGCCGACUUUGCCACGUGUCAUUGUGGUCUAUGAGACAGCUACGGAGUAUAAGCUGCAGUAUUGUGCGUAG
Messenger RNA from Aspergillus niger, 1395 nucleotides. RefSeq lists its product as uncharacterized. The coding region runs from base 1 to 1395 and encodes 464 amino acids. The record is from RefSeq and is a predicted model, not a curated record. Gene Ontology annotation, molecular function: transmembrane transporter activity. Gene Ontology annotation, biological process: transmembrane transport. The transcript has 9 exons. Lineage: Eukaryota; Fungi; Ascomycota; Eurotiomycetes; Eurotiales; Aspergillaceae.